Molecule: messenger RNA, 1952 nt
Organism: Myxocyprinus asiaticus (Chinese sucker)
Lineage: Eukaryota; Metazoa; Chordata; Actinopteri; Cypriniformes; Catostomidae
Product: actin-related protein 10-like
Exons: 13
Coding region: 112-1365 (417 amino acids)
Biological process (GO): retrograde axonal transport of mitochondrion
Source: RefSeq, a predicted model, not a curated record
UGAAGGGCAGUCAUUGUGAAGGACCCCGCCCUGUUGUGAUUGUCAGCGCUGGAUCUAUUUAUUAAUCAUCUCUAUUUCUGAUAUUUUUUUUAUUAAUUUAUAAGCGUUAAAAUGCCCUUGUUUGAAGGCUUGGGCAGUGGAGGAGAGAAGACAGCAGUGGUUAUUGAUAUAGGAGCGGCGUACACAAAAUGUGGUUUUGCUGGAGAGACGGGGCCGAGGUUCAUCAUUCCCAGUGAAAUUAAACACCCUGGAUCUCAGAAGGCUGUUUGUGUCGUCCAGUACAACAUCAACACAGAGGAGUUGUAUGCUAUUCUGAAGGAGUUCAUUCAUCUGCUGUACUUCAGGCAUUUGCUUGUGAAUCCUCGUGAUCGUCGUGUGGUGAUCAUUGAAUCCAUCCUGUGUCCAUCGCACUUUAGAGAAACACUCUCCAAAGUCUUCUUCAAACAUUUUGAGGUUCCGUCGGUGCUGUUUGGUCCGAGUCACCUGAUGUCUGUUAUGACUCUGGGCGUUCAGUCUGCUCUCGUGAUGGAUUGUGGCUACACCGAGACUCUGGUGUUACCAAUCUAUGAAGGGAUUCCGAUCCUGUCAGCCUGGGAAGCGCUGCCAAUGGGAGGAAAAGCCAUUCAUAAGGAGUUGCACAGUCUGUUGUCCGAGCAGUGCACGGUUGACACAGACGCUGGCACAGGCCUCAAUCUGCCCUCCGUUAUUAAUGCUGUUUCGGAGGACGUUGUGGAGGAUAUUAAAGUGCGGAUGUGUUUUGUUAGCGACUUGCAGAGAGGCAUGAAGAUCCAGGAGGCCAAAUUUAACAUAGAUGGAUCAGCUGAGAGACCUGCUCCUCCUCCAGAUGUAGAAUAUCCAUUAGAUGGCCAAACGAUUCUUCAUGUUAAAGGUUCCAUCAGAGAUUCUGUGGCUGAGAUGUUGUUUGAACAGGAUAACGAGGAGAAAUCCAUUGCCACUCUGCUGCUCGACACUUUGGUUAAGUGUCCCAUUGACACUCGUAAGGUUCUGUCAGAGAACUUGGUGAUAAUCGGUGGAACGGCCAUGCUACCUGGGUUCCUGCACCGCUUGCUGGCUGAGAUCCGCACACUGGUGGAGAAACCGAAGUACAGAGAUGCUCUAGCUACCAAGAGCUUCCGUAUCCACAGCCCACCAGCAAAACCCAACUGCACUGCCUGGUUAGGAGGUGCUAUAUUUGGAGCUUUGCAAGAUAUCUUGGGCAGUCGGUCUGUGUCCAGAGACUACUACAACCAGACGGGCCGCAUCCCGGACUGGUGCUGUCUCAGUAACCCCCCACCUGAUUUAGUUUAUGAGGCAGGAAAAACCCCCCCACCUCUGAUGAAAAGGGCUUUUUCCACCGAGAAAUGAACCACACUCUGUACGUCCUCUGUCUGUCUGCUCAUUCACAGAUGCUCUUUUAUGUUUACGGCAUAUUACCAACAGAAAUGACACAUUUUUCAUGUUUCUUGUUCUGUAAUAAUCUAAAGUCCAUCAGACUUGUCAGCUGCACUUAAGAUGAAGACUGGGACAAAACCACUAGAGGGCGAUCAGCAUCAUAACAGAUCAUCUGCAGGCCUCUGCAGUACUAAUAUAUGGUUGUGAAUGUAGCAGUGGUCUUGUACAAAAAUCUUUAAAUAGAAACGUUAAAGGAAAUGAGAGAGAAAUGUGCCACUUCAGCUUUUUUUUGUAAAACUCUUGGCAGAGCAUGCCAUUUACCUGGCCUGAACAAUUUCUGCUAUUCUCGGUAAUGCAUGAAAUUUAGGUCAGUUUCUUUUUUUAAACAUCUGUGUCUGUUCUAAUGCAAGCAAAGGACAUGGAAGGUAACUUGAUAGAUGUCAAGAGAAAAUAAAUCCAAUAUAUAUUAUCAAUUAUAUUUAACCACAGGUUUUGAAACUUUCAGUGUGUUGAAAAGGUGUAUUUAUUUGGUUUCUAAAAGAAUAAACAUUCCAAAAAUA